Molecule: messenger RNA, 4825 nt
Organism: Doryrhamphus excisus (bluestripe pipefish)
Lineage: Eukaryota; Metazoa; Chordata; Actinopteri; Syngnathiformes; Syngnathidae
Source: RefSeq, a predicted model, not a curated record
UUAUAUAAAAAAAAAAAAGUCCACAACAUGAAGAGAAUAAUGAGCAGUAAACACGAGGGGAGCAGAGAGAGAGAGAGAGAGUUGAAAUGAGGGGUGACAAAAGACAGAGCGUCUCCACGGCAACGGAGCCAAGCUGUUUGAGUCACAUGGCCCUAGCUUCUAUUGAAUCUGAUGCCAGCGGCUCCAAGCAAAGGUUUGCUCCAUGCUUGUAGAUGCGGAGGCAGCACCAUGAGUGGACGACAAGAGGAACAACACAGAAUGAUGAAAGUUCAUAGCCUCCAUCUCAAUGCCACUUUGGAUCUGCACAAUGACGCGCUGGAAACGGCUGUAUUUGAAUUCAAAGUAUUCAACAUUGUCAUCGUCACCGUGGCCUUUUGUAUUCUCAUCAUCACCGCCAUCUACUGCAUCAAUGUCUGCUACAACCGCACCAGGCAGUCAAAGAGGGCUCAUAUUUAUGAGAGCGCAGUGACCCGGGAUGAGCCAAUGGACCCGGUAGCGGUCAGAGCGGUGAGGAGGUCAACCAGUUUCAUCAACCCGCUGGCCUUCUUCAGGAGAACAGAGGCGGCUAAAGACAACUCCAGGAUCUAUUACAUCUACAGCAACCCACUUCCUGUGGGAGCCAAGGAGGAUGAAGAAGACCCAACCAGGCGAGCUGGGAUUUCAAUGCCACCAUCCAUUGAGGAGUACGCUGAGGACCCCCGCAGCGGCAUCAUCCUGGACCCUCCCAUUUUUUACAUGCAACUUUAGAAUGUGAUGGAGGAUGGCGAUGUGGACAGAUUCUGGGAUGUUGCUAUAGUCCAUCCCAUAAGUGAUGACACAUGAUCGCUAGCGAAAACGGUUAUUUUUGUGGCUCUGGAAAGACUUUGCAAUGCAAGCCGUAAUGAUGUCAUCAUAGUAAUCACGGCACAGCUGGAAAGAUGACGGAUUUAAUGCAAGUCCAUAAACCUUGCAGACGGAACUUUGAAACGUGUUGAUCUUACAAAAGAUGCAUCAUGGGAACUGUAGAACUGCAAUUUUGGGAUGUUGUCCAAGUCUUUGGGUCAGCAUGUUUGAUGAUUCAGUAUUUGGAUGUCAGCUACGAUAUUGAGUAUUCGAUGUGUAGCAGGUUUUGCGUGGUAAUACUUGUGUGUUUCUAAUUUAGUGUGUAUGUAAUUUAGUCACGAGUAAGCUGGACCUUAUCCCAGCUGUCUUCGGGCGAGAGGUGGACUAGUGUUUGUGAUGAUCCGGCCACAAUUGAGCGGUCCGUCCCCGUGGAAUUUCUGCAAGAUUCCGGGUUUAACAGUAGAAAUCAUAGUGCCUUAGUUAACCUUCCUUGGCUAACCUUGGCUUGGACCCAUGUAUUAAAUCAGCUAUAAAAUACACUAAAAACAAUAAGUUACCAUCAAAUUUGCUUCUCAUGUCUCAUGGUUACCUUCUCAGGCUUCCUCAUCCAUGAAAAUGUUGGUUUUUAUACUAUAUUGGGCCUUUUUUUUGUCACUAUACCUCUCGAUUUCAAUAUCCAAAAAUGGUAAAAUUAACCUCAAAAGAAUCAUUCAUUCAUUCAUUUUCUACCGCUUUUCCUCACAAGGGUCGCGGGGGGUGCUGGAGCCUAUCCCAGCUGUCUUCGGGCGAGAGGCGGGGUACAUGUUUGAACCGCAAAGUGGCAAGAAACAACUAAGUAUAAGACAACCCUGAACAUAGGAAUAUCCAUUGUCAUUUCUUAAUGAUAAAAUAAAAACAAAAAGACAAAAUUGACAUUUUCUAAGAAAUAUACAUGUUUUUAUAAUCAGUGAAAUGCUUGGGGGAUUUUUGCAAAAAAUGAUAUUCAUUCAUUCAUUCAUUCAUUUUCUACCGCUUUUCCUCACAAGGGUCAUGGGGGUGCUGGAGCCUAUCCCAGCUGUCUUCGGGCGAGACGCGGGGUACACCCUGGACUGGUCGCCAGCCAAUCACAUGGCACAUAUAGACAAACAACCAUUCACACUCACAUUCAUACCUAUGGACAAUUUGGAGUCGCCAAUUAACCUAGCAUGUUUUGGAAUGUGGGAGGAAACCGGAGAACAUGCAAACUCCACACAGAGAUGGCCGAGGGUGGAAUUGAACCCUGGUCUCCUAGCUGUGAGGUCUGCGCGCUAACCACUUGACCACCGUGUCGCCCCUUCAAAAGAAUCAUGUUAAUAAAUUGAAGGUUCUUUUGUUACCUGGCUAUUACUGAGGGCUAUAGAACAUAUCUCUUUUAUUUAUUUUCUCAUUUUAGUAUUAAUCACUAAAGAAACAUCUGUGGUGUUCGGGUGAAUUUUGACCCGUGUAUAUUAAUAUCAAGAAAGAGUAGAAAAAAGUGAUUGUUUUCAGCAACAGAACUUUAGUAUAAAGUGAAAUGAAAAAGCAGAACAGGUCCAGAUCUUGGUUCCACUGUACUUCCUGCCAUUCUUUCCAUGAUCCAAAUUGUAAAUGUGAAAUCAGCCAAUCAAAUGAGUGAAUUCACAUCACAUGUCUGGACAUUGUUUUUCUGCUGGUGUACUAGAAAAGCGGUCAAAAUGAGAAACCCCUGAAGCUUACAUGAUGAGAAGAUUAGCUGGUUGUUAUUGUGUUGGCUAAUUGUACACUUAUUUCAGUUGUGGAUCAAAAUAUUGCUUUAUAGUCAUAUUAUUAUAACCGGUGGUCAUAAUUUCAACCAGACCAUUUUAAAAUGUAGUAAAAAUUAUUAUUAUUAAAAAUUAUUAUUAUUAAUUAUUUUGUUGAAAUAGUUUUCUGACAAAGUCAAAAAGCCUUGACGCAAUAAACAAAUGUUAUGUGAUUCUUUUUAUGCAUUAAAAUGUAAAACGGGUCGGUGCCGACCCAAACACAAGAGGACGGUUAAACAAACUUUUAGAUAGAGUUGACUUCAUAGAUAACAAAGAAAGAUGAUUUGAUUUUUCCAUGAUGUUUAAUAAAACUCUUGAUACAAUGCAUGUUACAAAAGAAGAGUCACAGAGGACAAUGAGACACAUAACAUUACAAACAAUGACUGGCACAGCACCGUUUGGUACAGUACUCUUGGCCAAACCGGUCCCUCAAAUGAUGGGUUGGGUCUCUCUGAUGAGCCAGUCCAAUGCCUCCUUCCUGCCCUGACGCUGCAGCUCCGCUCCGACCACCUCGCGGCACACCCUGUGGUACUCAUUCACCCAGUCCCACUGCGGCAAACGAGAUAUUGUCAAAGUGUUUAUGAUUUAUUAAAAUACAGUACAGUUAUCCCUCAUUUAUCAUGGUUAUGUGGUUCCAGACCACUAUACAUUAAUUUACGUGGAGUAGGAUAAAAUAUUAAUGAAUUGAAUAUUUUCAUCACUUUCUAAAUCUUUUUUUCUUUUUUUAACCAUUAUUAGAGCCCUGUAAAUAUGAAAUUACACCACUAUAGUCACCAUUUACACUCCUAUUAGUCUUUGUUUACACCACAUUGCGCAACUCUUAUGCACAGGCGACGGAAUCACAGGGAUAUAAGAAAUGGCCGCUGCUUUAAGCAUAGAAUGUCACUGAGAUAGCUAGUUAGGCUCCAAUUUAUUUAUUCUAAACUUAAGGACAAAGAAGGCAAACGUGUACCACUUCCACACAGAAUGGGAGAACUUUUUUUUUGGUCUGACUCUAAUGCAGUGUUCAGAUAAUGUAAUGUAAGGUAAAGUCUCAACAAUGUAACAUUACUAGUGACCAGAAUACUACAUAUGACUUUUUUUUACUCCUAGGCUGAAGUCAAACGCCAAAACAGCAAUCAUUUAUUAAUUUUUGAAAAGAGCAAUAGAGUGAGGGAGUGAGGGUGUGAUGUUUGAACCACAAAGUGGCAAGAGACAACUAAAUAUAAGACAACCCUGAACAUAGGAAUAUCCAUUGUCAUUUCUUAAUGAUAAAAUUAAAACAAAAAGACAAAAUUGAUAUUUUCGAAGAAAUAUACAUGUUUUUAUAAUCAGUGCAAUUCUUGGGGGAUUAUUGCAAAAAAUGACAUUCAUCCAUUCAUUCAUUUUCUACCGCUUUUCCUCACGAGGGUCGCGGGGGAUGCUGGAGCCUAUCCCAGCUGUCUUGGGCCAAGAGGCAGGGUACACCCUGGACUGGUGGCCAGCCAAUCACAGGGCACAUAUAGACAAACAACCAUUCACACUCACAUUCAUACCUAUGGACAAUUUGGAGUAUCCAAUUAACCUAGCAUGUUUUUGGAAUGUGGGAGGAAACCGGAGUACCCGGAGAAAACCCACGCAUGCACAGGGAGAACAUGCAAACUCCACACAGAGAUGGCCGAGGGUGGAAUUGAACCCUGGUCUCCUAGCUGUGCUAAAUGAAAUUAAAUAUUAUGUUACAUAAAUGUAUAAAUGGUGAGAUUAUUAGUAAAUAUAUUCAGAACACUAACCUGUUGUGGUUGUUGAUACUAGAACAUGUUUCUUUUGACAGUUUACUUCAGUUGAGGCAAAAUAUUCAAAUAAAUAUGUCAUUUUGCCGAUAACUUACAUGGCUGUAUUCAUCUUGUUUUGCAUAAUGUGUUUUUAUUCAUGAAAUGGCAUCACAGAAAAAUAAGCAUAAAGUGUUUGUUCAAGAUGUGAUGAGUUUGAGGGAAGACCUGCUGCUUAUAUCAGCAUAGGUUGAUGUCAGAGUGCUGGACAUUGGAUAUUGGUAAAGUCAAUAUCGUGCGUCUCUACUAAAUAACUCGUACAUUUGAGGGACAAAAAAGGCUCGUCUAGAACAAAAUAGUCUUCUGUGGAAUUUGAAACCAUGAGCAAUUAAAAGCUUUACCUCCUUCUGAGUGAGCAGCUCCGUGUUUAUCAUCUUGACUUGGAUGGGAACCAGAGUCAAGGGCUCAAAUGUCAAGCUGCCUCUGUUUCUGUAAUUG